AUAAAACUCAUGCUUUUCAAAGACACUCCUCUGCUUUCCUUUUCCUUUUAUAAUUAUUCUGUUUCCUACUUUUUAGUCAGAGCAUUUUUGUCUAUUAUCAGUCAUCCUAUUGGAAUUCUACAUGAACAGGGAAACACUCUGGUUGUCCGUUUUUCUUCGUUGGAAAGAGGCUGAAGAGCGCCGUCUCUUUCUUAAUGAAAUGGAUAUAGAUGUUUCCACUGCUGAAUCCUUAUCCUGCAAAGAACUCAAUUCUGUUGAUUCACUGUCCAUUUCACCGUGUUCCGUUUCUUGCUUAAUUGUUCAUGAUCAUGAAAAAAAAUCUUUGGGGUUCUUGCAACUUAGCUAAUUUCUCUUAUCUGUGUUUUUCUUCUUCUUCAAUUUCAUGGGUUCUUUUUCCCUUGUCCUUUUUUUCCGAAUCUGUAUAGCCUGUAUCUCCACCACCACCAGGAUUGAUUUCACUUACAGAGAGCCUCAUUUGAUUCAGCAUCUUCUCUUCAUCUCUUUCUUCAAAGAUCAAGAGAGUUGCCUGAACUGAAUCACUUCAACAUCUCUCUCUCUUCCUUUCUUCGAUUUUCCAUUCUUUUCCAUUCUUUUUCUGAUUUUCCGUGAUUCCUACUCUUUGGGGUUUUUUCUGCUUCGGUUUCUACUUUUACGACAUUAUGCUAAGUAGUAUAAUAAUACCUGAAUUUUGGCAUCAUGUGGGUAUAAAACCCAUAUAUGUUUUUUUUUUUUAAUUUUGUGCAGAGUAUGAGGAGCUUGGGAUAUAAGUUUGAAGAAUAUUAAGUUAAUUUUUUAAGGGGAAAAUGCGAUUGUUUCCAUCGGAUUCAAGUGUGACAAAGGAGCAAAUCAAUGGAGAAAACAAUCGCGCUUUGUUGUAUCUCAAUGUAUAUGUUCUCACAUCUAUAAAUAACUUCCUUUACUGGUUCGGCCUUGAUAUAUUCCACUCUGGGAUUGAAGUGCAUGGGAUGGGGUAUGGCUUUGGAGCACACCAGUACCCUAUAAGUGGGGUGUUUGAAGUUGAACCAAGAAGUUGUCCUGGUUUCAUCUUCAGACGAUCUGUAUUGUUGGGCAGCACCGACAUGUCUCUUUCAGAAUUUUGGUUAUUUAUGGAACAACUUUCGGAUAAAUACCACGGGGACACAUAUCAUUUUAUUGCUAAGAAUUGCAACCAUUUCACCGAUGAUGUGUGCAUGCAGCUAAAUGGAAAACAUAUUCCCGGAUGGGUAAAUAGGCUGGCUCGACUAGGUUCGUUUUGUAACUGUAUACUUCCUGAAAACAUUCAAGUGACAGCAGUUCGACAUGUGUUGUACUUGGAAAACCAUUAGCCUCUGCAGAUAAGAAGGGGAUUGUGUGUACCUGGACAUGAUCCCACUGGUUGGUUGUACAUGGAAUGGACACUGAACUAUGUCACUCCAUUUCUGAAUGUGUUACACUUAUUUGCAAUUUAUUUCAAGAAUUUAUUUGUUAUGUUUUGUCUGCAGAUUCGGAUUGCAAAACUUGAACAGCAACUAGCAAUGAUAAAUCCGUCAUAUGAUUUGAAUUCACAGACAUAAUUUUCUGAAGGAUACUGUAAAUUCAGGUUUUUCUUGUUCUUAAAUUGGUUUAAGGUUUAGGAUUUUCAACUACACUAAUUUUCAUGAGAAAGGUAACACAAAAUAAGGAAAACAGGCAAUAUGGCCUAACACCCAUGACACAUGAGAAAUAGGCUUUUAGGAUUCAGUUCAAUGACUUAAAGGAAUACAAUAUGGUGAUGACUGAUGAGCCAUUGUUUGGUAUUAGCACUGACAUUGCAAACUAUGACAUAAUGAUUCCUCUGGCUUGUAGGACUUAGUUCAAUGACUUAUAGGAAAACAAUUUCGCAAUGAGCCAAGUUCAAUGACUUUCAGGAAUAUAUUUUGGCAACAAGCCAUUGAUAGGUAAUAGCAUUGACCUUGGUCAAGUUGUUCUUCCAUUUUUUCUCGUUGUAGUGUUCAUAGCCUGCUAUUUUUUUAUAGUAGCUUUCUCAUUAAUGUCAUUAGAAAUCUCGAUAUGAAUCUGAAGCUUUUGUAGUCCCUUUUGCCUUUAUGAAAUGAUCUUUAAGGUUUCUCUAGUUGUAUCUUGGAGACCAUAAAAGCAAAAAUGAAAUCCAUGUUACUGAUGCUUACAUCUCAUUCUCGUUGACUGGAAGUGCAAGG
This is a messenger RNA of Hibiscus syriacus, 2174 nucleotides long. RefSeq names its product deSI-like protein At4g17486. Gene Ontology annotation, molecular function: deubiquitinase activity. The record is from RefSeq and is a predicted model, not a curated record. NCBI's taxonomy places the organism in Eukaryota, Viridiplantae, Streptophyta, Magnoliopsida, Malvales, Malvaceae. The transcript is spliced from 3 exons. Bases 804 to 1325 code for a protein of 173 amino acids. Gene Ontology annotation, biological process: protein deubiquitination.